Diprion similis is the source of this 3344-nucleotide messenger RNA. RefSeq names its product NPC intracellular cholesterol transporter 1-like. The record is from RefSeq and is a predicted model, not a curated record. Gene Ontology annotation, cellular component: membrane. Lineage: Eukaryota; Metazoa; Arthropoda; Insecta; Hymenoptera; Diprionidae. The transcript has 8 exons. The coding region runs from base 87 to 3014 and encodes 975 amino acids.
GAGACGUUCGGUAAAACUACUCGAGCAAAGUUUAGGAUAGUUACACGCCACAGCGGCAACAUCAGAACAGAUUAGAAUAUAGUGAGAUGGAAAAUACCUCGGAUAGGAAAGCGAAACAUUCGGUCCGGAUGCUUCUGAGACAUGUGCCUAUGCACAUAUCUCGAACGUCGGAGCAUAUCUUUUAUGAACUCGGCCUUCGUAUUGCACAACGUCCGGGUAGAUGGCUUGCCGGAAGUACAAUUGUGGUUCUCUUUUGCCUCGCGGGACUUCUGUGUUUCCGACAAGAGAAGAAUCCUCUCAAACUCUGGGUACCUCCAGACUCUGAUUUUGUACGAGAUACGGAAUGGAUUACGGAGAAUUUCGGUCAAGGAAUGAGAGUCCAAACUUUAAUUAUGACCGGUAAAAACGUCUUGGAGCCUCGGGCGCUUAUGAAGCUGAACGAAGUGACGAGCCGCAUAUUAAAGUCACACGCAACAACGGGAGGAAACACAUCCUGGACAGAUGUGUGCUUCAAGAUUCCUGUAAUUCCCGAAAUUGCGCGAACGAAACGUCAGAUCAACUCGUCAGACAAUGGUCAAGACAAUUUCUUCGACUUUGAAGGAAACGAUUCUGAGGAUGAGGACAGCUUCGAUCUGUUGUCGUGGGUACCGACUAGCUGGUACUGCAGCGCGUAUAAUUCGUUCGAAAAAAGCUGCUACCUGAAGAGCAUUCUGGACAUAUGGAAGUUCGACGAUGCUACGAUGAGUAAUUUGACAACGGAUGAAAUUGUCCGCAGUAUAAAAACUGUAAGGACAAGUCCCAGUUUGGGACAUAAAAUGAAUUACGGCGAACUCCUCGGCGGCAUAAUCAGAGACGAUAGUGGACGGAUAAUCGGUGCAAAGGCAGUAAAAACCCAAUGGUUUUUAAACGUGAAUUUUUCAGCGGUUGACAUGAACAAAAUUGGCAACGACGUGGGAACUGCUGACUGGGCAACGGAAGAUGUUUUGGAAUGGGAAAAAGCCUUUUUGGAAGCAGCCAAGGAUGAAACUGACAACCUUCGGCUGGAAGAACAGACCAUGAAAGGAGGCCUGACUCUUUGGUAUGAAGCCGGCAGGAGUUUUGGAGACAUCAGCUCUUCAGCAAUGUUUCAGGACAUCACGAAAGUCAUUGCCGGAGUAAUACUGAUGUCGUUUUACGUUCAAGUUAUGCUUUCCAGAUUCAACUGGGUCGAGUGGCGCUUUUGCCUGACCACCGCGGGGCUGAUGUGCGUAGGUGGAGCCUUCAUCAUCGCCGUUGGAAUUUGCUCCUUGGCCGGAGUUCCUUACGGACCAGUUCACACCUCUUUACCCUUCAUGCUAAUGGGUCUUGGGGUGGACGACAUAUUCGUCAUGGUCGCAGCCUGGGACCAGCUCCAUUCCAACGAGAAGAAUCAUGGCCGUCCGUUGACCGAGAGAAUAGCACUGAUGCUGAGCCACGCGGGAUCCUCGAUAUUCAUAACGUCCUUGACGGACGUCGUUGCCUUUGUGAUAGGCGCUUCGACGAUCCUCCCGUCUCUUCAAUCCUUCUGUAUUUACGCAGCAGUCGGUGUCUUCGUUACCUUUCUUUUGCAAAUCACAUUUUUCGUUGGAUUUUUCACCCUGGACACGAAGCGGAUCGAGGCCAAGAGGAACGGGAUUCUGCCGUGCAUAGUGCACAGCGGUUAUCAGCCACGGCCGAAAAACGAAGAUCGCAUCUCGUGGCGUGUCACAGGCUUCCUGUAUUCCCGCGGGGUAUUAACGAGCUGGGGAAAACCCGCGGUGCUGAUGAUAACCGCCGGUAUUGCAGCCUUCGGUAUCUACGGCUCGACUCGUUUAGAGCAGCGUUUUGAUCCCGAGUGGUUUUUACCGGAGGGAACGUAUCUGGCACAAUAUUUGAACGAAGUCAAACAAAACUAUCCCGAACAGGGACACGAGGGAUUUGUUUUCAUGGGAAAGCUCGAUUAUGUCUCAAAUUUUCAAAAAAUUUUACAACUCUGCGAGACCUUGAGGAGCUUGGACAUUUUGCAGAAUAUUGAUCAGUGGCCGGUGAAAUUUGCCCGGUUCGCGCAGAACCAAUACGACAAAGAUUUAUCAACCGUGGACGAGUCAAUGUUCAGCGAGUACCUGUCGCAGUUUCUGUUUAGCAAGUCGGGCGGAAAGUAUCAAUCGAAUUUCCGUUUCGCAGGGAACUUAACUUGCGGUGAACGGGCGCCAAAAAUCCUGAUAUCGAGUAUGGAAUUCACCUUCGCAAAAUUCCAGCAUCCCACGGAAUGGCUCGGGGCGAUGGACGGUAUUAAAGAGACCUGCUCGAGGUCGGGAAUCGACGGAUUCGUGACGGUAUGGAGCAAGGUAUUCGCGACCUGGGUUACGGACAAGGCUAUAUCGCAGGAGGUGAUGCGGAACCUGAUCCUGGCGUUGAUAUGCGUGAUGGGAAUGACGGCUGUGCUGGUCGCGGAGUUCCAGACCUGCUUCUGGAUCUUCUUGUGCGUGUUGCUGACCCUCGUCGACGUUUGCGGUCUGAUGUACUACUGGGGAUUGACCGUUGACAUCGUGUCCUGCAUCGGGCUGGAGCUCGCCGUAGGAUUGAGCGUCGAUUACGCCACUCACGUUGCUCACGCUUUUUUGAAUUCGGAGGUGCCCGACGUGGAUGGAAGCAGAAUGGCCCGGACUUUAAGCGCCGUGAGGCACAUUGGAGCGGCCGUAGUUUUUGGCGCAGGAUCAACUCUGCUCGCGUUAUCGUUGCUGGCAACCUCCGAGGCUUACGUAUUUCGCUCGUUUUUCAAAAUAUUUUUCCUCGUUGUCACAAUCGGUCUAUGGCACGGUUUGAUCUUCCUACCGGUUGUCUUCAGCGUUAUCGGUCCCCGCGCUUUGCGCUCGGAUAGUCGAGACGACACGAGCAAACGGACUGUGGCGAAGCGUCGGGAACCAGCACGAAACAAUAUCGAAAUGAAGAUUGAUGAUGUGCGGGGUGAAGCGGAAAUCGAGCUUAUGUCACCGCUUGAAAAUAAUAAGGAAUAAUUUCACCUAAAAAAUUGUGAUGUGGUUGAAGGAAACUAUAAAAAUUGCAUCGCGGUUGGAACUUAAAACAAGUUCAAAAAUUACGCGCUAUGCACGUGGCAGCGUACAUAUUGUUAAAUUUUUAAUAUCGAUAUGAAUGUAUUCUUUAUCAAUAAUAUUUAUUUUUUGGUUCAAUAAACAUACAAAAUUAUUACACUAUUGAUACUAUUAAUCAUAUUCGCAUAUCAUGUCAUCAUCGUCACACAUUUAUACAAAAAUAAUAUAAAAAACUUGGAGAUUUAUUAUUAUAACUUAAAACGCAUGUUUAUAUAUAUAUAUAUAUAUAUGAUG